AUGACAGCAGUUGAAAUACUUCCGAAGCCGCUUAUAGCCGAGCAGCAACAUGUUCGCGCCCCAUCUGUUGCCGAAGCCCUCGCGUCUCUGAUACAAUCGACAUAUACUACUUCCGAAUUAUUCUUCUUCGUCAACGGACGCCGCGUCACAGUUCGGAAUCCUGAUCCUGAAUGGGUUCUUCUCGACUGGAUCCGCGCUCAGGGCAAUUUAAAAGGAACUAAGCUAGGAUGUGGCGAGGGCGGGUGUGGUGCCUGUACUGUCGUUAUCCAGACUGUCGGCGAAGACGGACGCCUAAGGCAUAAUGCUGUGAACGCUUGUCUUUUUCCACUGGUUGGCGUCGAUGGUAAAAGUCUGAUAACUAUUGAAGGCCUGGGCACGGUUGACCGGCCACAUCCCUUGCAAGAACGCAUAGCAAAAAUGCAUGGUUCUCAGUGCGGAUUUUGUACUCCUGGAAUAGUAAUGAGUCUCUAUGCACUUAUUAGAAGUUCAUAUCAAGACGGAAAGUUCCAUCUUUCAGCUUCGGACGUUGAGCUACAAGGACAUUUAGACGGUAACCUUUGUAGAUGUACAGGCUAUAAACCAAUUCUUGAGGCCGCCAAGACGUUCGUUUUAGAAGACUUAAAAGGCGAAUUAAUCGAGAAGAGUAUCUCUCCCCCCCUGCGUGCCGAAGACACCGAUGAACUUCUGCAAACGUCAGUAAAUGGUAGUCGAUGUGGCUCGUCAUCUAACGCUUCCUGUGGGCGUCCAGGUGGCUGCUGUCGCGAUCCGUCAACAUCUUCGUUCGAUAGCAGCGCCGACAGAGGAUCCUCUCAGGAAUCCAGCAGCACACGAGCUACCUCCGUAGAUUCAGGUAAACCUUCAGGGCUGUCUUCAUUUAUACCAUACAAUCCUGCAGCAGAAGUCAUUUUCCCACCAGCUCUCCGUAAAUAUUCAGAAAGGCCUAUUUGUUAUGGGGACGAGAGAAAGAUCUGGUUCAAACCUAUAACCUUAGAGCAAUUGGCGGAACUCAAGGAUGCCUGGCCAUCUGCCAAAAUCAUAGGGGGUGCUAGUGAGACUCAGAUCGAGACUCGCUUCAAGAAGUCCGAAUAUCGAGUUUGUGUCUACGUCUCAGAUAUAAAAGAGCUUAGCAGCUUCCAAGCACCUGAAAGCGAUAUUGACAUUAAGGCCAUUUCGGAAGUAUCCAUCCCAGGGAAUAUGCCUCUGACCAAGGUAGAAGAACUAUGUGCUGCGUUGUUCUCAAGACUUGGUACUAGAGCAAGUGCACUUGAGGCACUUAGAAAGCAACUCCGAUACUUCGCCGGUCGUCAGAUUCGGAACGUUGCCAGUUUAGCUGGAAACUUAGCGACAGCAAGUCCUAUAUCCGAUGCCGCGCCAGUAUUACUAGCAGCAGGAUCUGUGAUCACUGUGAGGACCAAGGGAAAUAGUCCCUACGACAUACCUCUUUCGACGUUCUUCGUUAAGUAUCGAACAACCCAGCUGCCCCUAAAUGGUAUAAUUACACAUGUUAAGGUACCAUUACCAUCGCCGGAGACGUUGGAGGUCACAAAGGCAUAUAAGCAAGCGAAAAGGAAAGAUGAUGACAUCGCGAUCGUAACUGCUAGUUUCCGAGUACGUUUAAGUCAAGAAGGGUUCGUCGAACAAGCGGCAUUCGCUUAUGGUGGUAUGGCGCCAACUACUACGCUCGCGACUACAGCCCAGAAGGUGGUGAUAGGGAAGCGAUGGGCAGAGAGCAGCGCGCGUGAAGAAGCUUUGCAAGCCCUGUUACAGGACUUUGACUUGAAAUUCGACGUACCGGGGGGCAUGGCUCAGUAUAGAAAGGUCCUCACUUUGUCACUAUUUUGUCGUUUCUGGCAGGAGAGUAUCGCAGAGCUCGGCCUUGCUGAAGUCGAAGAUAAUGCUAUACAGGAAAUACGCCGAGGGGUAUCUUCGGGGACCCGGGAUCACUUCGUUAGCUCAGGUACCAAUGUCGUGGGCAAAGAAAUACCACAUCUUUCGGCUUUGAAGCACUGCACCGGCGAGGCGGAGUAUGUUGACGAUAUGCCUCGACAAAACAAUGAAUUGCAUUGUGCUCUUGUCUUAUCAACGAAAGCACACGCAAAAAUACUUGAAAUAGAUUGGAGCCCUGCGCUUGAGAUGCCAGGAGUUAUAGGCUAUCUUGACAAGGACAGCAUACCGGCAGCAAGCAAUAGGUGGGGCCCAAUCCGAGCGGACGAACCCUUAUUUGCGGUAGAUGAAGUUUAUUCACACGGCCAGACGAUAGGUAUAGUAUAUGCCGAGACAGCUCUACAGGCCCAAGCAGCUGCCGCUAAGGUCAAGGUGACAUACGAGACGCUACCAGCCAUAAUUACCAUCAGCCAAGCGAUCAAAGCCCAAAGUUUCUAUGAGCAUGGGAAGCAACUUAAAAAGGGGGCUGCUAUUCAGGGGCCUCUGGAUGCCGAAUUCGCGAAAUGCGAGCACGUCUUCGAAGGGUUGACGAAGCUAGGCGGCCAAGAGCAUUUCUAUCUAGAAACCAUUUCCGCAUUGGCAAUCCCGCACGUCGAGGACGGCUCCAUGGAAGUUUAUGCUUCCACACAGAACCUAGCAGAGAACCAAAUCUUCGUCGCUCAAGUGCUAGGUGUACCUAUGAGUAGGGUGAAUAUGAGAGUCCGACGUCUUGGAGGUGCGUAUGGUGGAAAGGAGUCGAGAACGACGCCGGCGGCAUGCCUUGUAGCUCUCGCUGCUAAGAAGGAACGUCGUCCUAUGAGAAUCAUGCUAAACCGCGAUGAGGACAUGUCGACCAGCGGACAGAGAAAUCCAAUGCAAUGCAAAUGGAAGAUCGGUACUGAUGCAAACGGGAUUAUCCAAUGCUUCGAUGCGGAUAUUUACUGCAACGCAGGAUAUUCUCUAGAUAUGUCUGGAGCUGUGAUGGAUCGGGCUUGUACCCACAUCGACAAUUGCUAUAAUAUACCACAUGCUUGGAUACGUGGAUGGGUAUGCAAGACCAACACGGUAUCUAAUACUGCGUUCCGUGGCUUCGGAGGGCCGCAGGCCAUGUACUUUGCCGAGUCCUAUAUGAGUGUUAUUGCCGAACGCCUCAACAUGGAUAUUGACGAACUUCGACUCAAAAAUCUAUACAAGCAAGGCGAUCUGACCCCCUUUUUACAGACCAUCGAUGUCGACUUCCACAUCCCGACUAUGCUAGAACAACUCAGCGCCAACGCAGACUACGAAAAUAGGAAAAGGGAAGUUCGAACAUUCAAUUCCAGUAACCGCUAUAAGAAAAGAGGGAUAUGUAUGAUUCCUACAAAAUUCGGGCUCAGCUUUGCCACUGCUCUACAUCUGAACCAGGCUGGUGCAUACGUAAGGAUUUACGAGGACGGUUCGGUUCUUCUCCACCACGGAGGCACAGAGAUGGGACAAGGCCUAUAUACCAAGAUGUGCCAGGUUGCGGCUGAAGAGCUCGGUGUGAGCGUGGACCAAAUAUUCAAUAAAGACUCACAGACUGACCAAGUUGCCAACCCAUCGCCCACCGCCGCAUCGUCGGGUAGUGAUCUUAACGGCAUGGCUGUCAAGAACGCUUGCGAUCAGCUCAACGAGCGCAUCGCACCCUAUAGGGAGCGAUUCGGGCGUGCUGCCCCGAUAUCAGUAAUUGCCCAUGCCGCAUACCGAGACCGAGUAAACCUCGCAGCCAACGGGUUCUGGAAAAUGCCCAAGAUAGGGUACAAAUGGGGGAACUACAAAGAUCCACUUCCCAUGUAUUACUACUUUACUCAAGGCGUUGCUAUCACGGAGGCGGAAUUAGAUCUGCUUACAGGCGAUCAUACCGUUUUACGAACGGAUAUAAUAAUGGACGUAGGUCGUUCGAUCAACCCUUCGAUCGACUACGGCCAAAUCGAAGGGGCUUUCGUCCAAGGACAAGGCUUAUUCACGAUGGAGGAAUCUCUGUGGACACGGGAAGGUGAAAUCUUCACCAAGGGACCUGGGGCGUAUAAGAUUCCAGGGUUCUCGGAUAUUCCUCAGGUUUUCAACGUGUCCAUGCUAAGACACGACUCGGAUGGGAAUGCUAUAAGCUGGAAGCAUUUGCGUUCCAUCCAAAGCAGCAAGGGUAUUGGGGAACCACCCCUUUUCUUGGGCUCGACAGUAUUUUUUGCGCUCAGGGAAGCGGUAAAAGCUGCGAGAGAGAUGAACGGGGUGAUAGAACCACUAGUUCUCAACGCUCCAGCCACAGCAGAAAAGCUGCGCUUAGCCGUCGGCGAUGAGCUUGUCGAACGUGCUACCGUGGUUCCGAAAGAGGGCAGCGAAACGAAUUUCUUCGUUCGUAUCGAGGACUAA
This is a messenger RNA of Daldinia caldariorum, 4311 nucleotides long. Its product is annotated as xanthine dehydrogenase. The record is from RefSeq and is a predicted model, not a curated record. Gene Ontology annotation, molecular function: 2 iron, 2 sulfur cluster binding; oxidoreductase activity; FAD binding. Bases 1 to 4311 code for a protein of 1436 amino acids. NCBI's taxonomy places the organism in Eukaryota, Fungi, Ascomycota, Sordariomycetes, Xylariales, Hypoxylaceae. The transcript is spliced from 9 exons.